AUGGCGUUGAUGGGAAGCAGGCACGCCGGACCAACUCCAGCACCCCCCUGGGAGAGCUCUUUGACCACGGCCUGGACAGCUGGGCCUGUGUGUACUUUGUGGUCACCGUGUACUCCACCUUCGGCCGCGGCUCCACCGGCGUCAGCGUCUUCGUGCUCUACCUCCUGCUCUGGGUGGUCUUGUUUUCCUUCAUCCUCUCCCACUGGGAGAAGUAUAACACAGGGAUUCUCUUCCUGCCCUGGGGAUAUGACGUCAGCCAGGUGGUCUUUGAGCUGCCUGCUGGAGAAAGGCAGGGGUGGAGGGCAGAGCAGCGUGUUCCACCCAGCUUCAGGGGACUAUUAAAGCUGAAAUAGCCCUGGUGAGCUUCUCCCUGUAAUCCAGCAGCAGAUGGAUAAGGAAGAGUCCCUGAAUGACCCCUCCAGGGUCACUGCAACUUGUGUAAAACCUGUGCUGUGGUCACCUCGAGAGUUCAAGGCUGUGCCAGGGCAUCUCUCCUGCAGCUCUUGGUCAUAUUUUCC
Molecule: messenger RNA, 518 nt
Organism: Pyrgilauda ruficollis (rufous-necked snowfinch)
Lineage: Eukaryota; Metazoa; Chordata; Aves; Passeriformes; Passeridae
Product: ethanolaminephosphotransferase 1-like
Exons: 2
Biological process (GO): phosphatidylethanolamine biosynthetic process
Cellular component (GO): endoplasmic reticulum membrane; Golgi apparatus
Molecular function (GO): ethanolaminephosphotransferase activity
Source: RefSeq, a predicted model, not a curated record